CCCCUGUACGAUUGCAGUGUUUGCACUGGCCCAACGCAUCUCCACCCACUCAACUGGCCCCGCGUACAUGAUCUUGGAUAUCAUCCUGACCGUUUCUUGCCCGGCUCUUCGUCCCCACCGCGACUGCAGCGGUUUCUUACUUUCGGUGUUGCUGGGGACCCAGAACGUGUUAAAUGCCCCUAUCGCCUGCAGGUGCACCACGUGCUGGGUGGGCUGUGCGUGAUGUGGGAAACGGCGGGUGCUGCCCAAGCGGUUGCUCUGCUCUCGGGCCGCUCAUUCAGGAGUCAGCGUUUAGGGCAGCCAGAGAUGCGGCGAGUCCCGUGCCCGAGUGGCAGGGCGGCUCCGGUGGGGGAGUUCGGUUUCAGCCCCCGCUCCUGUUCGGAAGCGCGCUGGGGCCGCGCGUGCGGAGUUGGAAUGGUUAUGGCUUCCAAACGCAAUGCUCGUUAUUGCGUCGGCCGUCUGGGGGGCUAG
Trypanosoma rangeli is the source of this 471-nucleotide messenger RNA. RefSeq lists its product as uncharacterized. The record is from RefSeq and is a predicted model, not a curated record. The transcript has a single exon. Lineage: Eukaryota; Euglenozoa; Kinetoplastea; Trypanosomatida; Trypanosomatidae. The annotation marks the transcript as partial.